UAGAGACAAAAUCGACAAAACAGGAAGUUAGUUGUAAACUAAAUCUCAAACACCAAGUUCGAUAACUAUGGGUUACCAUCCGAUUCCAAUCCAUCAUCCAUGUCCCAAAUCACACCAGAAAUAGCUAUUCGAGGGUGAUAGAAGAAGGUAACCCCACUCCUAUGGCUAUUCUAUAUACUUCAAAUCCUAAUCCAAUCCCUAAAAAGAAAAACAAAUUUCAGAAUACAAAAACUCAAACACAACACAUGGACUUUGUGGUGAUGAUGACAGGAAGAAGCAUUCAGGCGCACUUUCUCUCUCUAGUCAUGGAAGAAGUAGAAGACGAUGAACGUGAAAAAUGGGAAGUGGGUGUGUGGGCUCGCGUGAAGAGAGAGAGAGAGAGAUGAGUCUGGUGGGGUGGGGAGUGAUACAUCGUCCUGGCGGACCCACGUGGCAGGAGGGGAUUGGUUAAAGGAGGAGUCCUUUUCUCUUUCCCCGGAGUCCCUCUCUUCACAACAAAACACACACACACACAAAAACCCAUGUCAGAGAGAGUGUGUGUUGGGUGUUGUGUUAAUUCGAAACUUUCAUUCACAUUUCUCUAUUAAUGAGUAUGAGAUGAGCGAUAUAAAGACCACCUCAACCCCCGCCGAAUCCGUAUCAUACGCUCUUUCUCUUUCUAUUUAUUCUCUUCUUCCCCCUUUUCGUCUCGUGCCCUAGCAUACCCAUACGCACCCGCAAACCUCUCUCUCUUGAAUCCAUCGACUUCCUGUUGUUCUCCGAUCAAUUAAAAGACCAAACAGGAUCUACUCAAAUUGGCUUUGACCAUUCGUGAGAGCUGCUGGCAAGUUUAUUAGGAUACUUGUUUUCAGAUUUCCUUUAAAUGAGAGGUUUAGUAGUGAUCUGCUGAUGCCUUGUGUCACCCUCAACACAAAAUGGAAGAUCUGGAUCCUAAAAUGGAAAAUAACGAUUUGCCAACUGAUGACAUCAUCAAUGGAAACUGGGUUUUGAAGCGAAAAAGGAAAAAGACUUCUUCAGGGUCAGUGAAGUCCAAUGGCAACACAACUGAUUCUUUAGCAUCGGAAUCACACACAACUACUUCAUCCAAAGGGAAGUUAAAACCAGACACCUCUUCUGAUCGAACACCUGUCAAGGAAAAAGGAAACGAUGGGUACUAUUAUGAAUGUGUUGUAUGUGAUCUUGGGGGCGACUUGCUCUGUUGUGACAGCUGUCCCAGGACCUAUCAUAUUGAGUGCUUGGAUCCGCCUCUUAAGCAAAUACCGGAAGGGAAGUGGAAAUGCCCAACCUGUUGUCAAAAAGACAACUCACUCGAGACCACAGACAAUCUCAAUCCUACCUUAAAGCGAGCAAAAACAAAGGGUAGUACAAGUAAAAAAUCAAAAAGUAAAAUUAAAUCUGCAAAAACCGAUAAAGUAUCUCAGAUAGAUGAUGAAAAACAUGAGGGGGAUCAGGGUCACCCUCAAAAGAAGGAAGUUGUUCUUGCUGUAGAAAGUGUCACUAAAUCCCUGAAAAGAAAGUGGAAAGUUCCUUCUGAUGAUGUCAAAAAGAAGCCUCGAAAACAUGAAGCUAAAGAACAUUUGGAAUCGAGCAGUUCUCAAGUCAAACAAGUCAAAAGCAAGGCAAUUAAGCAUGCAAAGGCCAAAUCUUUGUCAAAAAACAUAAGAAGUGAAAAUCUUGAUAUCAAAUUUAAAGAUGAGGUUGAACGGGUAUUAGGUUGUCGAAUUCAAGCCAAUGAGACAAAUCCUUCAACUAAUGACAUACCUAAUGGGGGCACUGAAAUAACUGAGAAUAGUGAAGAGAAUGUCACAGAUUCAAUGAAUCAAGUCAUGGAUGAUUCCAAUAAAGAUGCUUCAAAUGAUUUAGCAAAACCAACAGAAGAUGUAGAUGGAAAGAUUUCAAAUGAUUUAGCAAAACCAACAGAAGAUGUGGAUGGAAUGAUUUCAAAUGAUUUAGCAAAACCAACCGAAGAUGUAGAUGGAAAGAUUGAUGUAAACAUUUCAAGUGAUUUAGCAAAACCAACUGAAGAUAUGGAUGGAAAGAUUCCAAAACCAAUUGAAGAUGUAGAGGGAAAGGUUGAUGUAAAGAUUGAAGCUUUUGAAAGCCAUGAGAAAAAAGAAUCUUUACCCUCAAUUUCUUAUGAGUUACUAGUCAAAUGGGCUGGAAAGUCUCAUAUACAUAAUACAUGGGUACCUGAAUCUGAGUUAAAAGCUAUGGCAAAAAGGAAACUUGACAACUACACUGCAAAAUAUGGAAGAACAUUGAUAAACAUUUGUGAAGAAAAAUGGAAAAUACCCCAUCGGGUGAUUGCUCUUCGUUCAUCUAAAGAUCAAUCUCCUGAAGCUUUCAUAAAAUGGACUGGUCUUCCUUACGAUGAAUGCACAUGGGAAAAGACCGAUUCGCCCAUAAUGACAGAAUCCCGUCAUCUUAUCGAUUUAUUCAACCAAUUUGAGCAACAAGUGGCUGAAAAAGAUGGUGGUCCCGCACGCGCACGUGGACCGACCCAUGGUGACGUGGCGAGUCUCAUCGAGCAGCCGAAAGAGCUUGGUGGGACAUUGUUCCCUCAUCAACUCGAAGCAUUAAACUGGUUGCGAAAGUGUUGGUCAAAGGGUAAAAACGUAAUUCUUGCAGAUGAGAUGGGGCUCGGGAAAACGAUAUCAGCGUCUGCUUUUUUGUCAUCUUUAUACUUUGAAUUUAAAGCCCGUUUACCAUCCCUAGUUUUGGUCCCGCUUUCCACAAUGCCCAAUUGGAUGGCUGAAUUCUCGUUGUGGGCCCCGUAUCUUAAUGUUAUCGAGUAUCAUGGGUGUGCCCGGGCAAGAACCCUAAUCCGUGAGUAUGAAUGGCAUGGAAAUGAUCCAAAUGGGAAGAAAAAGAACACAAAUAGUUAUAAAUUCAAUGUUCUUUUAACAACUUAUGAAAUGGUUUUAGCAGAUGCGACUCAUUUACGUGGGAUCCCAUGGGAAGCUCUUGUGGUGGAUGAGGGGCAUAGGUUAAAAAACUCGGAGAGUAAGCUUUUUAGUUUGCUAAAUACGUUUUCUUUUCAACAUCGGGUGCUUCUAACCGGGACCCCUCUUCAAAACAACCUCGGGGAGAUGUAUAAUUUGUUAAAUUUCCUGCAACCGGAUUCAUUCCCGUGUUUAACUUCAUUUGAAGAUAAGUUUAGUGAUCUGACAAUGGCUGAAAAAGUAAACGAAUUGAAGAAACUUGUUGCACCUCAUAUGCUUCGAAGGCUUAAAAAGGACGUGAUGCAAAAUAUUCCCCCGAAAACCGAACAGGUGGUUCCGGUCGAAUUAUCGUCUAUUCAAUCGGAAUAUUAUCGCGCCAUUUUAACCAAAAAUUAUCACGUUUUGAGGAACAUCGGAAACGGGGCUCCGCGGGGCCCACAGCAAUCGAUGUUGAACAUCGUAAUGCAAUUGAGAAAAGUUUGUAACCAUCCGUAUCUGAUUCCGGGGACGGAACCGGAAUUGAAUUCCGGGCCAAUCGAGUUUCUUCACGAAAUGCGGAUCAAAGCUUCUGCAAAGCUAAGUUUGCUUCAUUCCAUGCUCAAGAUUUUGCACAAAGAAGGUCACCGGGUUCUUAUAUUUUCACAAAUGACAAAACUUUUGGAUAUUCUUGAAGAUUACUUGAACAUCGAAUUCGGGCCGAAAACAUUCGAACGGGUCGACGGGUCGGUAUCGAUUUCGGAUCGACAGAUGGCGAUUGCAAGAUUUAAUCAAGAUAAAAGUAGGUUUGUGUUUUUGUUAUCAACCCGUUCUUGUGGGCUGGGAAUCAAUUUGGCAACUGCUGACACAGUUAUAAUCUAUGAUUCUGAUUUCAAUCCACAUGCUGAUAUCCAAGCCAUGAAUCGGGCACAUAGAAUCGGGCAAUCAAAUCGGCUUCUUGUAUAUCGGCUUUUUGUUCGGGCUAGUGUUGAGGAGAGAAUCUUGCAGCUUGCUAAAAAGAAACUGAUGCUUGAUCAUCUUUUUGUGAAUAAGUCGGGGUCUCAAAAGGAGGUUGAAGAUAUUAUAAAAUGGGGAACUGAAGAGCUUUUUGAUGGUGAAAACAGUGGUGUGGAUUUGGAGCAGAAGAAUAAGAAGCGGAGUGGUGGUUUGGGUGAUGUGUACCAGGAUAAGUGCAGGGAUGGGAGUAAUAAGAUUGUGUGGGAUGAAACUGCUAUUUUGAAGCUGCUUGAUCGAUCCAAUGUUGACUCAAGUUUGACUGAUAAUGGGGAAGGAGAUAUGGAGAAUGAUAUGCUUGGCUCGGUGAAGUCUCUGGAUUGGAAUGAUGAACCAACAGAAGAACAAGGAGGAACGGAAUCACCUUCAACAAUUAUUGAUGGUAGCACUGCCCCCCAGAAUUCAGAAAAGAAAGAGGAUAAUAAUAUUACCACUGAUGAAAAUGAAUGGGAUAGGCUUCUAAGAGUCAGAUGGGAGAAGUACCAGAGUGAAGAGGAAGCAGCUCUUGGUCGAGGGAAAAGGGUAAGAAAAGCUGUUUCCUAUAGGGAAGCAUAUCCUCCCCUUCACCCAACAGAUCAGACUGGUGCGGAAGAGGAACCCGAACCAGAGCCAGAGCCAGAGCCAGAGCGUGAGUAUACACCUGCAGGAAAAGCUCUAAAGCUUAAGUAUUGUAAGCUUCGAGCCAGACAAAAACAAAGACUGGCUCAGAUGAAAAUAUUCAGAGAAUCAAUUCCUCCUCCUGCACAAGAAAAGAAUGGUGUGGGACCAGCCACAGCCAUUGAUGCAAAAAAUGAAGAACACCAACAAGACAAGACAUUGGAUCCCACCCAUCCAAAUAUAAAUCCGGGAAAGGAAAAAGAGUUGGUAAAAGAAAAACAAAGUGUUGUGGUUCUGGGGCUAUGUGCUCCAAAUGCCCCCACAAAGCUGAUGGAGUCUUGUUCAAGUAGACCACCGGGGCCCCCCGGCCUUGACUACUUCCCAUUUCACUUAGCACCUUGCUCUCAAAACACACCUCCCUUUACUUCGCACACCUUUGUUCCACCACUAGGGAAAAGAGUGCAGGCUUCAGAAAACUCUGCAGAUGCUUUAUAUCUUCAUCAUGAGAUGAUGAUGGCAGCAGCAGCAGCAUUGCCCAAAUUACCCUUCAAUAUACCCUCCCAAUCCCAAUCCCAAUCCCAUCUCAAAAACCUCUCUUCACAUCCCCAAACGGACUUUCUCGCCAGUUUAUCUUUGGGGAGAUCAAGUGCCUCUUUCCCCACAAUCCCAAUGUUUCCAAAUUUCAGAUUCCAUAAAGACAACCUUCAAGAAACGGACCACCCUCCUCCCCCUCCCCCUCCCACCAUGUUCCCAGAAAACCACCCAAUGUUGCCGGAAAACCACCGCAGGGUUCUCGAGAACAUAAUGAUGCGAACGGGAUCAGGAUCAAGUAAUCCAGUUAAACGGAAACUUGUUAAAGAUUUUUGGUCAGAAGAGGAACUUGAUUUCUUGUGGAUUGGGGUUCGUAGACAUGGGCGAGGUGGCUGGGAGGCCAUGAUUCGGGACCCACGCCUUAAAUUUUCAAGAUUUAGAACGGCAGAAGACCUGGCGGCAAGAUGGGAGGAGGAACAGCUCAAGAUCUUGGAUAUUCCACCGCCAAAAGCUUCAAAAUCUUCUGGUUUUCCUGUGAUCUCUGAUGAAAUGAUGAAACGGGCUUUGCAUAAAAUCCGGUUUGCUCCUCCUCCUCCUCCGCCCGGUUUACAGCCCCACCUCACCCAAAUGAAGCUGGGAUUGCCGGAAAACCACCAUUUCAUGCAAAUUCCAGCGUGGAAUCUUGACAGGUUUCCGCUCAACUUUUUACAGCAACAGAAUCUGAAAAUGCCAAAUCAGAAAGGUGAAAAUGUUGAUGGGGCUGGCGGCAGUGGCAGUGGUAGUGGCUUGCCGGAAAACAAGUUGCCACAUUGGCUUCGUAAUGCAGUUGGUGAUACUGGGACUGGGGGUGGAGGUGUUUCCCAGGCGCCAGAGCCUCAACUGCCGCCAACGGUUUCUGCAAUAGCAGAGUCAGUGAGGUUGAUAUAUGGAGAUGAACCGCCAACCAUUCCUCCAUUUAUUCCGCCCGGUUUGCCGCCUUCCCGCCCUAAAGAUCCCCGCCAGAUGUUCAAGAAGAAGAAGAAGAAGAAGCACCGCCAAUUGCUGCCAGAUGCCACCCAUCAACCCGAGGAACAAGAACAUGCUGCUGCUUCUACUUCAGGUAUCCAACCAGACCUCAAUGUACCAGCACCAUUACAACCACCACCACCACCACCACCACCUGCUGAUCAAGAUCCGCCAUCUUUGCCACCAGAAAGUAAAAGUAGCUUACAGGAGGAGGUGGUUUCAUCAGAAGGGACAGUGUCCGAUCAUCAUGGUAGUGAAGAUGAAUGUUGAAGAGUUUAUUAGGGUUUUUGUAGGCACUUGUUGCGAUUCAGAGUAGCAAAACAAAAUACAAAGGUUUAUUAAUUAUAGCCUAUAAGAGGAGCUUCCAAAUCAUGUAAAGUUGUCGUCUAUUUAGAAGAAAAGAAAAAAAAUCAUGUAAAUGAUAUAGUGUGAACAAGUUGAGACAUAUUAAAACCCUUUUGCAGACUUAAGGAAAAUGACAUACAAAUUUUUUAGGGUUUA
Lactuca sativa (garden lettuce) is the source of this 6566-nucleotide messenger RNA. Its product is annotated as protein CHROMATIN REMODELING 4. The record is from RefSeq and is a predicted model, not a curated record. Gene Ontology annotation, biological process: chromatin remodeling; regulation of DNA-templated transcription. Lineage: Eukaryota; Viridiplantae; Streptophyta; Magnoliopsida; Asterales; Asteraceae. Gene Ontology annotation, cellular component: nucleus; chromatin. Gene Ontology annotation, molecular function: chromatin binding; ATP hydrolysis activity; ATP-dependent chromatin remodeler activity.